This is a messenger RNA of Alosa sapidissima (American shad), 1544 nucleotides long. Its product is annotated as C-X-C chemokine receptor type 4-like. Lineage: Eukaryota; Metazoa; Chordata; Actinopteri; Clupeiformes; Clupeidae. Gene Ontology annotation, molecular function: G protein-coupled receptor activity. Gene Ontology annotation, cellular component: membrane. The transcript has 2 exons. Gene Ontology annotation, biological process: G protein-coupled receptor signaling pathway; immune response. The record is from RefSeq and is a predicted model, not a curated record. Bases 67 to 909 code for a protein of 280 amino acids.
AUGGUUAUAGUGAAAUAACCAUUACGUCAGUCACAUUUUCCCAUCCGUGAAGGAAGUAGCAGUUCUAUGCAUGUGGUAUGUAAGUCUAUGUGUGUAUCCUGUGAAUUCCUGUUCUCAGCUGCAUGCCAUGCAUUGUAUACCAUGGCGUAUAAUAACAGUUCUAGCAUGAACAGUACCAGCAACUUGGGGAACCAGAUUGGCAGUGGUGUAAUGAGUCUGUGUUUUGCAUUGGGCAUUCCUGGAAAUAUAAUGACUGUUGUUUUCAUAUUGCGCCACUUCAAGGACAACUUCUCUCUGCAUCUCAUGCUAAAUCUGGCAGCCUCAGACAUUUUGUGCCUAAUGACUCUACCAGUGUGGAUCUACUAUCUCCUGAAUGGCUGGAUAUUUGGCUCUGCCUUCUGUAAGGUCCUCUUCACUCUGGGCACCAUCUCCAUGAACACCAGCGUGUUUACUGUAACUCUGAUGAGCGUCCAGAGGUACGUGGUGGUUCUGCACCGAGACCAUUGGGCCAAGCUGGGAAGGACAGGAGAGAGGGCUCUUCUGCUGUGCGUUUGGGUUCUGGCGUGUGUUCUAUCAAUCCCGAGUGCACUUACCGCAGACACCAGGGAAAAGGAGUCCAAACUGAAAUGCCGUCGGUGGUCCAAGUCAGAUGAGGAGAGACUAACAAUUCUUUUAUUUAAGUUUCUUCUAGGGUUUGUUGUUCCAUUUUCUAUUUUGGUCACCUCUUACUGUCGCCUUCACACAAAAGUCAACAAGAGUGUCUUCUUCAGGAAACCGCGACUGACCAAGCUGAUUACCAGAAUCAUGCUGGCUUUCUUCAUUUUUCAUUUCCAGUGUAUCUUCUGUUUCCAGUGGAGAUCUUGGCACUUGCCCUCAAACCAUUUCACCUCCAUGUCUCUGAGAAAAUAAUGGCCUUCAAAGGGGCAUGUGCCAACAUUGCCAUCAGCCUUAUUUUCAUCAACAGUUGUGUGAACCUUUUUCUUUAUGCCUUUGCAUCCAAGAAUCUUUUUGCAGGUGAGAAGCCAAAAAGUAGUGACAAUACUGUGUCUGUGUGUGACUGAUGGUAACAUAAUAGGGUCAUAGUUGAUAUGAAAUUCAGUUGUGAUACAAACCUAUUGAUACAUAUGUGGUGGGAAGUUAUUCUUCUCUAAUGUUUGUGAAUAUAGUGUAUGGUGCAUUCCUUCCAAUGGUGAUCACAGAGCUCAGUGCAUUAGAUGGACUGUUUAGUGAUGUAACAAUUGAUCAUAAUGUAAUAAUAUCAAGAAUGUGUGUGGAUGGUCUAUUUAAGCUGUGACUGUGAUAAGAACUGAAAACACAGCGACGUAGAAUGUGGUUUGGACAACAGCAGAAAGUUUGUCAGAAAGAAUGUCUUAAGCCGUCCUUACACCAGAUUUGGGAAAGAUUCUUGAAAUAUUGUAGCCUAGUCUUUUGAGUAAAGCAUGAAUGGCGCUCAUUAGUUAAAAGACUCCAAUUUUUCAAGAAACUGUCCCAAAUCUUGUCAUUCUUCUUAUGUAUGGGUAGCAUUAGUUGACCAGAGAGAGAUU